AUGAAGGCUAUCGACAUCAAAGGCGGCUCCGGCCCCCUCGAAUCCCUCUUCAUCAACUCAGACACCCCCACCCCCGUCCCAGCAAAAGGCCAGGCCCUCGUCCGCGUCAAGGCCUUCGGCAUCAACCGCAUGGACAUCCUCCAACGCAACGGCCGGUAUCCCGUGCCCCUUCAGGCCCCCGCAACCCUCGGCGUCGAGUUCAGCGGCGUGGUGCAUUCUCUCGGACCCCGGGAUGAGGCGCACGAGGAUUCCGGCCGCCAUAGGUUCGAGGUCGGCGAUGAGGUGUUCGGCUUGGCGUAUGGCGGUGCUUAUGCCGAGUAUAUCGCCGUGAGCACUGGGAUGUUGCUUAGGAAGCCGAGGAGUAUGUCUUGGGAGGUGGCGGCUGGGAUCCCGGAGACCUGGAUCACCGCAACCCAAGCCCUCACCCUCAUAAGUGAAUUCUCGGAGGGUAAAUCCAUCCUCUGGCAUGCUGGCGCCUCCGGCGUCUCCACAGCCGGCAUCCAACUCUCCCGCCGCCUCGGCGCCUCCCAAAUCUUCGCCACCGCCGGCUCCCCCGAAAAGACCGCCUACAUCCAGUCCUCGCUCGGCGCGACGGCGGCUUUCAACUACCGCACCGAGGACUGGGUCCAGGGCGUGCGGGACGUCACGGGCGGCAAGGGCGUCGACGUCGUUGUUGACUUCGUGGGGGCGGAUUACUUCCAGAAGAACAUCGACGUCGUGGCGAGGGAUGGGAGGAUUGUCUUGUUGGCGUUGUUGAGCGGCGGGAAGAUUGAGGGGGGCGUGGAUAUCGCGGCUGUGUUGUAUAAGAGGGUUAGGAUUGAGGGGAGUACGCUGAGGAGUAGGGAUGAGGAGUAUCAGAGGAGGUUAAGGGAUGCGUUGGAGGAGUAUAUCCCUGAUUUUGAGGAGGGUAAGUUGAAGGUCGUUAUUGAUACGGUUUUGCCGUGGGACCAGAUCCAGGAAGCGCAUCGGAUUAUGGAAGGGAAUAAGAACAAGGGUAAGAUUGUGUGCACCAUACCGUGGGAGUAA
Scedosporium apiospermum is the source of this 1026-nucleotide messenger RNA. RefSeq names its product Quinone oxidoreductase PIG3. The record is from RefSeq and is a predicted model, not a curated record. Gene Ontology annotation, molecular function: oxidoreductase activity. NCBI's taxonomy places the organism in Eukaryota, Fungi, Ascomycota, Sordariomycetes, Microascales, Microascaceae. The transcript is spliced from 3 exons. The coding region runs from base 1 to 1026 and encodes 341 amino acids.